Drosophila persimilis is the source of this 1854-nucleotide messenger RNA. RefSeq names its product calcium uptake protein 1 homolog, mitochondrial (gene MICU1). The record is from RefSeq and is a predicted model, not a curated record. Gene Ontology annotation, molecular function: calcium ion binding. Gene Ontology annotation, biological process: mitochondrial calcium ion homeostasis; calcium import into the mitochondrion. NCBI's taxonomy places the organism in Eukaryota, Metazoa, Arthropoda, Insecta, Diptera, Drosophilidae. Bases 16 to 1593 code for a protein of 525 amino acids. Gene Ontology annotation, cellular component: uniplex complex. The transcript has 8 exons.
AAAAGGAUAUUGAAAAUGUCUGUGCUGCGCUUCCUGGUGACGCGGCAGGCCCUGGCCGCACUGUCCAGGCCGACGUCCAUCAAUCUGCUGCAGAAUCGGGCACAAGUCGCACUCGCCUCCACUCUGGCGAGCAGCAGCACCAACAGCUGUCUGAAGGCAGCCACCACAAUUUGCGAUGGGAAUCCCUGCGAAAUGCAGAUUAGAGGACACAAACGCUUCGGCCAUCAGCAGGAGAAGACCCCUCAAGUGACCAAAUACUUCCAUGGACUCAUCCUGAGUCUGUUCAUCAUAUCCGUGCUGGAUUGGGGAAAAGUGAAACGUUUGCUGAUGCCCAAAGUGGAUGCAGAUUCCGGCCAGCGUCCGUCUUCGGCAGCUGGCGUGAAUGGAGAGGACAGCUCGGAUGACUCCGAGAGCGACGAUAGCGAUGAGGAUGAAUCCAGCGGCGGCCUGCAUCUGCAUGAGGGCAAGAAAAUCAGGGAAAAAGUUGGUUUCCGCGAGCGCAAGAUUAUUGAGUAUGAGAAUCGCAUCCGCCAGUUCUCCACGCCCGAUAAGAUCUUUCGAUACUUUGCCACUGUGCGUCUGCAAGAUGCCACACAGACGAUUGUGUGCAUGACACCCGAGGACUUUCUGCGCUCCAUCUAUCCGGGCAUCAAGCAGCCAGAUGGUCUUGGUCUGGAUCAGUAUCGUCGCUAUGAUCCCAAGUCUGUUGGCGAACAACUGAACCUUCACUUGGAGAAGAACAGCAUCUUCUAUAAGCUGGGUUCCUAUGGUCUCAUCACCUUCUCCGACUACAUUUUCCUGCUGACAGUGCUCUCAAUUUCCCGACGCCACUUUGAGAUUGCCUUCCGCAUGUUUGACCUGAAUGGCGACGGUGAUGUAGACUGUGAGGAAUUCGAGAUGGUGGCCACUCUGGUGAGAUCGCAGACGAGCAUGGGUACCCGACAUCGUGAUCAUGCCAAUACGGGCAAUACCUUUAAGGGCGUGAAUUCCGCUUUGAUCACGUACUUCUUUGGCCCUAAUAUGGAUGAGAAGUUGACGAUUGAAAAGUUCUUGGACUUCCAAGAGCAGCUACAGCGUGAGAUCCUCUCUCUGGAGUUCGAGAGAAAAGAACCCAAUGAUGAUGGCAACAUCACGGAAGCUGAUUUCGCUGAGCUCCUUUUGGCCUAUGCGGGUUAUCCCUUGAAGAAGAAACAAAAGAAAUUGAAGCGUGUGAAGCGUCGCUUCCGUGAUCAUGGCACGGGCAUAUCCAAGCAGGAUUAUCUGGACUUCUUCCACUUUUUGAACAACAUCAAUGACGUGGACACUGCCCUGACCUUCUACCACAUUGCGGGCGCCUCCAUUGAUCAGCAAACGCUGCAGCAUGUAGCCAAGACAGUGGCUUUGGUCAAUCUAUCGGAUCACGUGGUGGAUGUUGUCUUCACCAUCUUCGAUGAGAACAACGACAACCAGCUGAGCAACAAGGAAUUCAUUUCGGUGAUGAAGAAUCGCGUUCAACGCGGCCUGGAGAAGCCCAAGGAUACGGGUUUCCUCAAAAUGAUGCGUUCGGUGUUCAAGUGUGCCAAGGAGACCAAGCCCGUUCUCUUGGACAUAUAGUAAUGGGUUCGCGGGGGUCCUUUGUGGACUCUUCUUCUACUUGUGCCCCAAUCUUAGUCAUUUCUCCUACGCUUAUGGGUCUCGCCUUAUUUAUGUUUUUUGUUUUUAAUUAUUCUCUACUGAAAUCGAUUUUAGCUUUAUCCCUAUCCUGGGGAGUUCUUUGACGAUGAUGAUUAUAUCUCUUGUACAGUUCACCAACUCUUGUGCGCUUAAUACGUUUACUUUUUAAUAUCAUAAUAAAUAUAAAUAAUUAAAUUAAAA